AUGCCUUCCUUCAACAACAUCGUCGCCGCCAUGGCCUUCUCCGCCGGCAUUGCCCAGGCCAUCCCCCAGUACCAGAACGUCAGCUCGUCUGCCGCUCCCUCUGUCAAGACCAACGCCACCUCUUCCGGUGCUGCUUCCAGAACCUCCUCCGCUGGUGGCAUGGCUACUCUCCCCGCUCUCGCCGAGUCUGCCUACUGCCCUGGCCUUAACGGCGCCCUUGUCGGUGACUACCUCAUCCAGUGCGGUGUUACCCACUUCGGCACCAUCCUCCAGGUCGGUAACGGCACUGUCGCCGUCGCCAAGCGUGCCGUCUACACCUCUCUCGGUGACUGCAUCAACGUCUGCGAGGCCACCACCAGCUGUGUCGGUACCGCUUUCGACACUGCUGCCCGCACUUGCACCCUCUACUCUGAGGUCGGCGCUGAGGUUGCUGCUGCCGGCAUUGACUUCGCCGUCCUGACCAACCCCACUGGUUCCGUCGUUCCCUCCGGCGGUGUUGCUACCUCCACCAUCUUCAGCACCCAGGUUGUUACCAUCUCUUCGUGCGCUCCUACCGUCACCAACUGCCCCCUCAAGAGCGGUCAGGCCUCCGCCGUCAUCACCCAGGUUGUCCCCGUUAGCACUACCGUUUACGUUUGCCCCUCUGCCGUUACCAUCCCUGCCUCUGCUGUUGCCUGUGGAUGUGCCGCUACCCCCAUCACCGUCACCCAGUACGCUCCUUCUUCCGGCUCCAUGGUCCCUGUCCAGACUGUCGUAGUUAACAGCCCUGUUCCCACUGCCACUGUUCUCACCACCACCGUCUGCACCUCGUGCGCCAAGCCCACUGCCAACAUGAACAACGGUGGCAACAACGGCAACGGUGUUACCUCCACUGUCACUGCCUGCAACGGAAACUGCCCCACUGGCACCGCCACUGGCUCCAAGACCGGCUCCACCAUGGCCGUCUACACCGGUGCCGCUGACUCUGUCAAGGCUGGUAUGGGUUUCGCCGCCUUCGUUGCCGGUGCCGCCGUUCUCCUCUAA
Molecule: messenger RNA, 1023 nt
Organism: Aureobasidium pullulans EXF-150
Lineage: Eukaryota; Fungi; Ascomycota; Dothideomycetes; Dothideales; Saccotheciaceae
Exons: 3
Coding region: 1-1023 (340 amino acids)
Source: RefSeq, a predicted model, not a curated record